Striga asiatica is the source of this 405-nucleotide messenger RNA. The record is from the annotation of a GenBank genome assembly. NCBI's taxonomy places the organism in Eukaryota, Viridiplantae, Streptophyta, Magnoliopsida, Lamiales, Orobanchaceae.
AUGGACGCUGCCAAGAUCGCAGUUCGCCUCCUUUCCAAAUGGUUCGCGCUCCGCACGUUCACCGUAAUCCCCCAGCAGUUUGUCAACAUCCACCUCAAGCAAGACAGAGAUAGGUAUGAUCUAAAGCUGUUGUUUGAUGAUGCGAUUCAGUUUUUACUUGAGUCCUCACUACUCGAGUACUACAAUAUAGUUUUCUAUUCUUCAUCACGUAUUGCUUACCAGUUAAGAGCUCAUGAGUCUUCUUUGUCAAGGGCUCUACCUCAUGGGUACCAAGAUGGGAUCGAAGUACUUGUUUUCGAUCCCGCCUGUUUAUUUGCUUUGCCUGUAGAACACCAGGAAUUUAUGGCCGAAGGUGAAAGCAACGAAAUCAACUACAUGUACGAUACGAUAACGCUGCUAAUCUAA